UUCGCGAAGAUUAUUCCGAGAAAACGAAUAAUUUCUUAACUUGGAAAAGUUUUUUAUAAUAAUUAGUAAUAAAACAGUAUAAAUAGAAUAUAUUUCAACAAUUUCUCAAAUGUCAAUAAUAAGACAAAGUAUUUAAGGAGGAAAAUGUCCAAUUUCAACUAUAUGGACAGAGUUCCUGUUAAAAUAUCGGAAAGUUUUAAACCACCUCCCAGGUUGUAUCAAUUGCCUCAAUCAAUAGUUCAUAAAUUGCAAUUACCAGCGGAGCAUUAUAAUGAAGCUCCACAAUAUUGUUAUGACUUCCAGUUGGAAAAAAAGGUUCUUGCCAAAAUGCCUGAGUGGCGACGUUUAAAGCAGCAGGAGCGAGAGGCACGCCGUGAACGAAAGGAUCAAAGAGAGCAAGAACGUUUGCAAGAGUUGGAAGCCAGAAAUAAACGUAUGCUAGGCGCGGUAAAUUAUCCGAGUACCGAUGAUCUGUCUGGUUCGGAUAAUGAGACAGAUUACAAGCAAACAAAUAAUGUUGGAAGAGAAAAAAAUGAGUCUGAUACAGAAGAGAGAUUAAUUUUACCCCCGCAAAUAAGCAGUUUUCAUAACAUACUACAACCAACUAUUGUUUCCAGUACUUGUGAAAAUUCCAAAAAAUUAAAUGGCAUAACAGCAUCUUAUUUGCAAACACAUGCUAAGGCCGGAAAAAAUUGUAGCGGUGCAAAAGAAGUAAAUGCAUUUAAUUAUAAAGACUUCGAAGAAGAUACAUCAUCACCUUUUGAUAAUAUUGAGUUAAAAACAAUUAAUGAUUUAGAUAUAUUAGCGCAAGUGCUUCAUAACACGCAAUUGCAUGUCCAAAAUAAGGAAAUAGAGGAUAAAGAAAAACAAUUUUCGCACGAAGAAAAAAUGGAGAAAAUUGAAGUAGAAAUUAAAUCUGAGCUAACAACCAAAGAUAAUACUCACAAAAAUAUUACAGCAGAGAACAAUAGGGUUGAACUUAAAAAGGUUGACUUUGAUAAAUUAAAUCACCAGGCUUGGCGCAAUGAAAACAUUCCAAAUCCAAUGAUUGCAAAUAACAGUAUGACUAAUGCUACGAAUUGUAUAAGUAAUAAUAGCAACACAGCGCUUCAUCCAUACAAUUCACUUAUUAAUCCUGCACAGCAUACUCAACAAAAGUCCUAUCAAACGUCUUACAAUACAUUAUAUAAUGGUGAAGAAAUUGCGCAGAAGUAUUUGAAUUUUAAUGCCCAAACUGAAAACUCUUCGGCAAUUUUGGGCAAUCACAAUUACCUAUAUACCCACAAUUAUAAUAGUAGCGCUUCGGUUUACGGUAGUCCCAGGCAUUUACUAAAUCAUCCAGCUGACGUUAAUUCUACACACUGUAUUGGCAACAAUGCCAAUAACUAUGUAAAACCGAUUUAUGUCAGCAAUGAAUCACAUUUGCAGAAUCAACAAUUUUUAAGCACCAGCAAUUACAUAGAUUCAAAAUCCAGGAGCGUUCCAGAUAUAAUGGAAGAGUUAAGUGACGAGGUUCGAAACUCAGAAAUACGUAGGUCCCGUUACUAUAGUUUUAAUUCUGAAGAAGAAAAACAAACUGAAGUCAAGGAUUUUAAUGAAGAUAUAACUCCAAAGCAGUCACCUGUGAAAGUAACACACUCAUCACAAGAGACAAAUCAUUUUGACAAAUUGCCUCUGCCUGCACAACGACUAGUUACAAAUAUUAGUUCUAUGGGCUUUCCGUUGGAGCGAGUGGCUAAAAUUUCCACAAUUUUCGGUACGGAUGAUAAAAAGAUCAUUGAACAUCUAAUACCACUUAGUGAAUUGAUGGAUCUGGGUUUCGACGAAGCGAAAAUCUCCGAGGCUCUAUUUAAAUUCAAUAACAAUAAAGAGAAAGCCUUGGAAUAUUUAAUUUCAUAAUUGCACGUGCCCUGUAGGGUCCUAUAUUAUACAUCUAUAUAUAUUAGUAUUAAAAUGCAGUUUAUGUGUGUAAUGUAUUAUUAUUUAAAACGUAUGAAUAAUUGAGAGAACUAAGAAACAUCAACCGCUUUCAAUGUACAUACAAAGUAGAAACUUCAUCAAAAUGUAAAAAAAAAACGAAAAUCACACUGAUAUGAUAUAUUCGUUAUAUUUUUUACCGAAAAUAUUAACGAUAAAUAACGCAAAUGUAAUUGAGUAUUCCUAUAAAUAAACAAAGAGAUACAAAUACAUGAAUAUA
Molecule: messenger RNA, 2197 nt
Organism: Bactrocera tryoni
Lineage: Eukaryota; Metazoa; Arthropoda; Insecta; Diptera; Tephritidae
Product: ubiquitin-associated protein 1
Exons: 4
Coding region: 145-1899 (584 amino acids)
Biological process (GO): ubiquitin-dependent protein catabolic process via the multivesicular body sorting pathway
Cellular component (GO): ESCRT I complex
Molecular function (GO): ubiquitin binding
Source: RefSeq, a predicted model, not a curated record